Molecule: messenger RNA, 954 nt
Organism: Ectocarpus siliculosus
Lineage: Eukaryota; Phaeophyceae; Ectocarpales; Ectocarpaceae
Source: the annotation of a GenBank genome assembly
AUGAUCGCUGGAGCAGACCCGAACGUGCUUGACAUCGGGAAGAGAAGUCCUCUCCACCUCGCUGCCGAAGCGGGGCACCACCGGGUGGUACGUGUCAUUCUUCUGAAAGGGGCCGACGUAGAUAAAUUGACGUGCUUGUCCAAAACUCCUCUGCGCUUGGCUGCUUCAAAGGGCCACACGCUGUGCGUCUCUGAGCGUUUGCUGGGCCGUGCAGAUAAGGACCGUGCUGGCAGUUUUCUGGGUACUACGCCACUUGUUCAACGCGGCAGAAAACAACCACCUCGGUGUCGUCAAGAAGCUUUGACUGCAGGUGCCGACAGUCGCCGUCCCACCCUCGGCCACUACUUUCCAUUCGACAUUGCUGCAAGGCGUGGUCACGCGAACAUCUUGAAAGCCUUCCUUGAAACAGGAACUGAAGUGGUCGCCGCCGAUGGCAACGGGUGGACAGCCCUACACGGAGCUGCAUCCGGCAUACCUUCCCUUGACAACCGCGGUACUAUCCGUGUUCUGUUGGAAGCUGGGGUUAAUGUCAACGCAAAGGCCACCUGCCGCAGCUUGUACACGCCGCUCCAUUUAACGGUCGAUUAUCGGGUAGCAUCGGUCGGCAUGGUUGGGGCCCUGUUGGAGGGAGGGGCCGACGUCAACGCACGCGCUGAACGCGACCAGACACCACUGCACGUAGCUGGCGGGCGUUCGAAUGUGGCGGCUGUUGAGCUUCUGCUGCGUUGUGGGGUAGAUGAAAAGCUCACGAACGACGAUGGAGAUACCCCCGCAGACGUGAUAGGAGCAGCAGAUCACGCGGGCCACAUGGUCGACAAUGAAGCCGACAACCAGCGCAUUCUCCGAAUGCUGGCACGCGCCCCAGCCGACAUGGCGUCGCCGCGGCUGGCUGGUGCUGAGCCGUUACCGCCCGACCAGGGUGGAGAUCGAGAUCGCAAACGGGAGUUACAGUAG